AUGACUCCUGCCAGCUAUAAAAGCACCACCACCACCACCGGUGGCCUUCCUCUUCUUCAACGCCAACACCUCAGCACCACCAACACCUCCACAAUAAUUAUCACCAAUGUCUUCAGCAUCAUCCCCUUCGCCCCCAUUUCCAUCAGGUUCAUCAUAUUAGAUCAGUGCCCCACCUAUUUCCCUCCAUUCCCUAACCGUUCCCAUCUGUUCCUUACUGCUUGGGGUCACCAUCACCAUCACCGGUAUCGAGCAACAGCAGCGGGGCAGCAGCAGAAGCAGCAGCAGAAGCAGCAGCAGAAGGGUCAGUGGUAG
Morchella sextelata is the source of this 312-nucleotide messenger RNA. RefSeq lists its product as uncharacterized. The transcript has 3 exons. Bases 1 to 312 code for a protein of 103 amino acids. Lineage: Eukaryota; Fungi; Ascomycota; Pezizomycetes; Pezizales; Morchellaceae. The record is from RefSeq and is a predicted model, not a curated record.